AUGGGAAACGCUGUGGCGUACAAGCGAAAUGUUACGAAGCAGCAGAACCGGAAAAAACAGCUCGAACACUGCCUAAAGUCCAGGGAACGCGUGUGCUUCAACAACAAUCUCGACCCCAUCGACCUGAAACGGCUGGAUAGGGGUGAAAAUCAUGCCGGAACUUCAGCUGAUUCCUAUGUCCGACUGUCCGUUGGUGGGAAGUCCUAUUGCGUCAGAACCGAGCUCUACACUCCAGAAGAGACGCGGAUGCACCGAUUUGUCGCGAGUGGGCAUGAAGAGCGGCUACAGCUCUGCGAUGGCUACGACCCCGCCACCGGCGAGUACUAUUUUGAGCGCAACUCAAAGCUGGCCGACCAUUUGAUGGAUUAUUUUGCGACAGGGUCCCUCCAUCGGCCGAGCAACGUCUGCAUCGAGCGCUUCAAGGAGGAGCUGCUGUUCUGGGAGAUUGGGUUGGAUCAGAUGGCCGCCUGCUGCACGAUCAUCACCCCGCCCGACCCGAGCUUGCUUGCCGCCAAGAAGAAGGGGAUGAUCGCCGUGCCCGACGACGACUUCGAGCCGAUUUUCGAUGGGGUGCUUCUCGGACGAUUCCGGCUAACGCUCUGGCGAUUCCUGGAAGACCCGCAAUCCUCCAUCCCGGCCGCCGUCUUUGCCCUCCUGUCCGUCAUGUUCGUCUUCGCCAGCGGCCCAGCCGCGCACAAAUUUGCCGCCGCUAUGGAAAACCCGUUGUACCCGAAUUUCGUGUAUCGUGCUACCGACAAUCCGAUGGCUUUCCUGGUGAUGCUCGAGUACAUCUGCAUCGCGUGGUUUACGUUUGAAUACGCGGUCAGGCUUCUCGUCUAUCCCAAACGAUGGGAAUUCGUCCGCAAGACCCUCAACCUCAUCGAUCUCCUCACCAUCCUCCCAUUCUAUAUGGAGCUGUGCCUCCCCCUCGCCGGGGUCCACUCCGGGAAGCUCAAGGAUUUGACCGGCGCCAUGCUGGUGAUCCGGGUGUUGCGCGUGCUGCGGAUGGCGCGCGUCUUCAAGCUGGCCAGAUACAGUACCAGCUUGCAGACAUUCGGCCACACCCUCCGCUCCUCCAUCACCGAGUUGUCGAUGUUGUCGAUGUUUCUCCUCACCGGAAUCGUGUUUUUCUCAACGAUUAUGUACUAUCUCGAGCGGGACGAACCGAACACUGAUUUCUACAGUAUCCCCGCCGGGUGCUGGUGGUGUGUGGUCACGAUGGCCACGGUUGGAUAUGGGGACGCUAAGCCGGUUACGACAGCCGGAAAACUCGUUGCUACCACCACGAGCAUCUGCGGCAUCAUCGUGCUGGCCUUCCCGAUUUCCAUGAUCGUCGAGAAAUUUGCAUCCGCCCAGCAGAAGGCCAUUGAGGACACGCAGCUGGCGCAGGCCCAAAUGUCAGCCGCGGCCAAUAACGCGCUGCUGCGCCGCUUCCCGACGCGGCGGCGCCCGCGCGCGAAGCGCCCCAGCGACGCCCGGCACGACAGUCUGCUGAGUACGGUGGCC
Molecule: messenger RNA, 1506 nt
Organism: Mesorhabditis spiculigera
Lineage: Eukaryota; Metazoa; Nematoda; Chromadorea; Rhabditida; Rhabditidae
Source: the annotation of a GenBank genome assembly